Molecule: messenger RNA, 1412 nt
Organism: Clupea harengus (Atlantic herring)
Lineage: Eukaryota; Metazoa; Chordata; Actinopteri; Clupeiformes; Clupeidae
Gene: kcnh2b
Product: potassium voltage-gated channel subfamily H member 2-like
Exons: 5
Coding region: 1-1137 (378 amino acids)
Biological process (GO): membrane repolarization during cardiac muscle cell action potential; regulation of heart rate by cardiac conduction; potassium ion transmembrane transport
Cellular component (GO): plasma membrane
Molecular function (GO): inward rectifier potassium channel activity
Source: RefSeq, a predicted model, not a curated record
AUGCCGGUCCGACGGGGACACGUGGCGCCGCAGAAUACUUUCCUCGAUACCAUCAUCAGGAAAUUCGAGAGUCACAGUCGUAAAUUCGUCAUCGCCAAUGCCCGUGCAGAGAACUGUGGCAUCAUCUUCUGUAAUGACGGCUUCUGCCGCAUGUGCGGCUACUCGCGGGCGGAGAUUAUGCAGAAGCCGUGCACCUGCGACUUCCUGUACGGGCCGCACACCACGCGGCUGGCCAUCGCCCAGAUGGCGCAGGCACUGCUGGGCUCUGAGGAGAGGAAGGUGGAGAUUGCGCUCUACCGCAAGGACGGAGGGUGUUUCCUGUGCCUGGUGGACGUGGUGCCCGUGAAGAAUGAAGAUGGGGUCGUGAUUAUGUUCAUCCUCAACUUUGAGGUCAUGGACGACAAGCAGAACCCCAAUCUGGACCACAACCACAAGCUACCCGUACCCUGGCGUUCAACUAGUCGGCCGCGUGGUAUCCGGCUGCGUCUGCCCGUGCUGCGUUCUCUCAGUAACAGUAAGCAGUCUCUCCAGGAAGACCCAGAGUCCGGUCACGGCCCCCGCCACCCCCCAAGCACCCCGCCCCGGCGCCGCACCAGCCGCGAAUCUGUGGCUUUGGGUGAACUCCUACCCGUCCCGGAGAGGUCGCGACCUUCACCGUCCCUGUGGCCCGAGGACCAGCGGACGCUGCUGAGCAGAGACUCAGCCUCCACGCCACCCCCGCAGGACCAGUCGUCACCACGGCAACAACAGCACCAGCUUAACCUGGACGCGUCCACGUCCAACUGCAGCCUGACGAACAGCCGCUCGCGCGAGAGCUUCUACAGCAUGCGGCGCGCAUCCUCUGUCGACGACAUCGAGGCCAUGCGGCCUGAAUGGGACAGGAAGUACCGCACCCGUGCAGGCAGCAGCAGCACAGGUGCGGUCAACAACAAGUCCAACAUUCUGAACUCUACCUCGGACUCUGACCUCAUGCGCUACCGCACCAUCAGCAAGAUCCCGCAGAUCACGCUCAACUUCGUGGACUUCAAGGCCGACCCCCUCGGUGCUCUGCCCUCGGGGGAGAUGGACAUCAUCGCGCCCUGCAAGCUCAUCGACCGCACACACAACGUCACAGACAAGGUCACACAGGUAAGGUGAUGCUCUAUACUCCUUCCCAGCUGGGCUUGGCCUUUCUUGUCUCCACGUGUUUCUUUUAGGGAAUACUCUAACCUGUCUGUGGCAGUGUGCCGCAGGAUUUGUGGGGGGAAACAAAAACAGAUUUAGGCUCACGAGUUAUGUCCCAUUUUGGCUUCAAGUGGAUGGCAGCCGCCUGACUGCUUAUUAGAUAGAGGGAUAUUAUUAGACACGCAUUUGUUGCAAUAAUGUUUUUGUGUUGAAUAAAACUACUUGUGUCCAUAUAUGACCUGAAAUCA